CCCUAUUAUGCCACCCAAACCUGUCAUCGAUGUCAGCGCCUCUUCAGUAAGCGUUCUCUUGAGACAGACAUGUCACUUAUUUUCACUAGCCAACUGACCCUCCGCUUUUUUCAAGGUAGUCGAUCUAAAGGCACAGUUGGCCCAGCAGUCGGAACACUUUGAACGCAUGCGCUCAGGAGCCAAGCAUGGUCCUGCAGCACCACAGCGUAGUGAUAAGAAACCAACUGUGUGGGCAAGGCAGAACAAAGGCAUUGCAGCACGAUCCAAGCGGGAUGAAGAGGUGCAUUUGGAGGAAGUCGAAAGCCACUCACUUGAAAGAAGCCGCCAAGCACUCGAGAGAAAAGCAAAGAUCUACGAAGCCAUGCGAAAUCGGAUACGACGAACCAGCGAUGACGAAGACGACGACGAAGAUAAAGAAGGGCUCAUUGACUUUGAUCGCAAGUACAUUCUGGAGCGAGAACUCGAGGAAACACAAGGAAAACGAAGACGCCGUUCGUCCGUCGACGAUCGUGACCGACGGAGCAGACGCUACAGUGACGGUGAAGACGACGACGAUGAUCCUUGGGUCGAGCAUGUCGAUGAGUUUGGUCGUACACGUAUUAUACGACGUAGCGAAAUUCCUUCUCGAUCACCUUCCCGGUCGCCAUCUCGUUCUCCUUCACCUGAACAUGUCUUUAUACCUCGCGAUCCCGAUCAACUGGCUGAACGGGACAUGCCUCAUUACGAUGCCACGCAUGAAAUCCGAACAAAGGGUGUGGGUUUCUAUGCAUUUGCCAAAGACGAGGAAGAGAGAGAAGAACAGAUGCGACGAUUAAAUCAACUACGUGAAGAAACCGAACAAGCACGGCAAAACACUCAGUCCGUCGCGGAACGACGGAAAGCCGUGCUUUCCAAAAAUGCUCAAAGGAUCCAUGCUCGAAGAGCUGCCAUGCAGGCUAAACGACAAAAGCCCUCUACCAAUGAUUUACCCAGUGCUCCAAUUGAUGAAGCCAACGUCACCGAUUUCCUACGCUCCGUCCGCCAGAAAGUUGAAAAAUAAAAAAAGCGAACCUCAUCUUCUGCAUUUGUAACACAAUUCUCGACGAGUUCGAUUCUCAGUGAUUCUGCUUU
Messenger RNA from Radiomyces spectabilis, 1110 nucleotides. RefSeq lists its product as uncharacterized. NCBI's taxonomy places the organism in Eukaryota, Fungi, Mucoromycota, Mucoromycetes, Mucorales, Radiomycetaceae. The transcript has 3 exons. The record is from RefSeq and is a predicted model, not a curated record. The coding region runs from base 167 to 1039 and encodes 290 amino acids. Gene Ontology annotation, cellular component: nucleus.